This is a messenger RNA of Erigeron canadensis, 1749 nucleotides long. Its product is annotated as light-inducible protein CPRF2-like. The transcript has 6 exons. Gene Ontology annotation, molecular function: DNA-binding transcription factor activity. The coding region runs from base 51 to 1460 and encodes 469 amino acids. Lineage: Eukaryota; Viridiplantae; Streptophyta; Magnoliopsida; Asterales; Asteraceae. The record is from RefSeq and is a predicted model, not a curated record. Gene Ontology annotation, biological process: regulation of DNA-templated transcription.
ACUAGAUAUAUAUCGAGAGAAAAUAGGAGAGAGAAAAGGAAAGAAGAAAAAUGGAUAGGAUGUUUUCAGUGGAGGAUAUUGCGGGCCACUUUUGGUCCGAGUCGCCGGCGGAUGAAGAAGAAGAAUCAUCAACUUCAUCAUCGGCUCCUCGUAAGAAAAACAACAACAACAAUAAUAACGAUAAUAAUCAGAAAUCAAUGAAUAGAAGUAUGUCUGAAUGGGCAUUUCAAUGUUUUUUACAACAAGAAACUACAUCCUCAUCUCUUCCUCCUCCUCCACCUGAAUCUACUUAUAAUAAUGCUGCUGCUGGGGCUGAUGACAUCAUCAAAGAUCAACAAAACGAUAACAAAGAUGACGAUGAUGAGAUUAAAGUCAAACAAGACAACAAUAAUCAAUCAACUCCUCUUCCUCGUCCUCCUCGUACGCUUGAUGGACCUCCAAAUGUUCCGAUUGAUUCCGAGGAGUACCAAGAAUACCUAAAAAGCCGUCUCGAUCUUGCUUGUGCUGCUGUUGCUUUAACUAGGGCAUCUUCUGUAAAACCUCAAGAUUUCGCUGCUUUACCUGACAAUGGUUCACAGGCUUCCAUCACCUCGCAGUUGGGACAUCAACCUUCUUCUAAAGUCUCAGAUUUUGAUACAAAGCUACCAGGUAAGGAUGGUAACGGACCUGUUGCGAUCCCUUCCUUGCCUGCUAUACAAAAGAAACCUACAAUUCCAGUGAAGUCAGCGACAAGUGGGUCAUCACGAGAACUGUCAGAUGAUGACGAGCUUGAUGGAGAUACUGAAACAACUCAGAAUAUGGACCCUACAGAUGUUAAACGUGUUAGAAGAAUGUUAUCGAACAGAGAAUCUGCUAGACGUUCAAGAAGAAGAAAGCAGGCCCAUUUGACUGAGCUUGAGACACAGGUUUCUCAAUUGAGGGUUGAAAAUUCAUCAUUAUUGAAGCGUCUCACCGACAUAAGUCAAAAGUACAAUGAAGCUGCGGUUGAUAAUAGAGUUCUUAAAGCUGAUGUUGAGACAAUGAGAGCAAAGGUGAAGAUGGCUGAAGAAAGUGUGAAAAGAAUUACUGGCUUUAACCCAAUGGUUCAAGCGAUGUCUGACAUGUCAACAAUGGGUCCCAUUCCAUCCUAUUCUUGUAGCCCAUCUGAUGCAUCGGCAGACACUACGGUUCCUGUACGAGAUGACAUGAAACACCAAUCCUUCUACCAGGGACAACCUACUCCUCCCGCCACCAAUCACCACAUACCAAACACCCAAGUGCCCCAAAAUACUAUGGUAAACCUCCCGCCAGUAGAAAACGUUCAACACCCAAAUGCUGUGAUUUCAGAGGUGGGACAGCAGAAGAUAGGUAGGACAGCUUCAAUGCAACGCGUAGCCAGUUUGGAACAUUUGCAGAAACGGUUUCGUGGAGAUGUUGGAGGCUCGUCUUGUGGGACCACUCAAGGUGGGGGUGACCGCUAGCAAUAUGAUUGGAAUCCAUCCCUAACUGAAAAGGUACCCUUGGGAAUGAUGUACCCGAUCUUUUAUUGUCAUUCUUAUGUGCAGUAGCUUGCUUGAUCAGAGAGCUUGAUUUUGGAAUUAUUUUGUGUCAAAUAUCAGUUGGUGUUCAGUUAUUUAAACUGUGCAUAUUCCUUCCCUCCAUUGAACAAAUUCCUUGAUCUUCAUUGAACAACUGAAACAUGAAAUGUAACCAGUUAAAUUUGUAUGUUUCUAGACUUGCUUAGUUUUAUGCACUUCUGUUCAUGAUUCA